Manis pentadactyla (Chinese pangolin) is the source of this 5817-nucleotide messenger RNA. RefSeq names its product ring finger protein 216 (gene RNF216). Gene Ontology annotation, molecular function: zinc ion binding. The transcript has 17 exons. The record is from RefSeq and is a predicted model, not a curated record. Bases 256 to 3180 code for a protein of 974 amino acids. Lineage: Eukaryota; Metazoa; Chordata; Mammalia; Pholidota; Manidae.
CUGCGGUAGCGUCCGCGGCGGCGACGAAGCUGUUGGCGUCCGCUUCUGGUGACGAGAAGUCGUGGCGGCAGGAGCCGCUGAGCCAGCCUUGCGAGCCGGCGAGUUGAGUGGCGAGUAAGAGUCGACCGCGGGGCGCGCCCGGCUCUUCUGCAGGUUCUGAGAGGCGACUGGCGUCUCCGCCAGGAGCCUCCAUUAAACCCCGAGACCCUUUGGAAGAGAUUGUUGUCAUGUUUAGAUAUUAGCAAGCACGUGUGUAUGCUACAUUUGGAAAUGGCAGAGGGAAACAACAAUGAAGAGGUAAUUCACCUGAACAACUUUCACUGCCACCGGCGACAAGACUGGAUCAGUCUCCGAGAUGGACCCAUCACCAUAUCUGACUCCUCUGACGAGGAAGGGGUUCCCAUGAUGGUAACCCCAGCUCCUCAGCAACACGAUGAAGAGGACCUGAAUGAUGGUAUCAUCCUGACGGAAACAAAUAAACCUCAGACAUCACGACCCAGUCUCAUCAAACCAGCUGCCCAGUGGCAAGAUCUCAAAAGAUUGGGAGAAGAGAGGCCUAGAAAGUCUAGAGCAACCUUUGAAUCAGAUAAGAACGGCUAUUUUUCAGUGUGUAACAGCUCAUUGUUUGAUUCUGGGGCACAGGAUGAUUCUGAGGAUGACGACGGAGAAUUUCUGGAUCUCAGGCCUCCUGGAGUUUCUGAAUUCAUUAAACCAAGGGGCCAAACAGAGAGAGAACCUGAGCCCGGACCAAGUCAUAAUGAAGCAGCAGAUGACAUUGUCAACUCCCAAUCAGAGCAGAAAGUCAUUAUCUUGGAAGAAGGUAGCCUUCUUUAUCCUGAAAGCGAUCCUUCAGACACUCAGAACCAGUCAUCUGAAGACUCAGAAACAGAGCUUAUAUCAAACAUUGAAGAAUCAGCAGCUAUUCUAGAUGACCAGGCCAUUGAAGAAGAAUGCUGGUUACACCGUCCUUACUUCAAGCCUUUAAACCAGCAGCCCCAUGAGAUAACAAACCAAGUUGUUCCUCAGGAGCGGCAGCCUGAAGCAGAGCUGGGCCCAUUUCUGUAUCAACAUGAACGCCCAGGCCCAGCUUUUCCAAGGCCAGCUUUUCCAAGACCAGAACCCCAGCAGGAUGGGAUUCCCGGCCCCUCCUCUCCUCAGCCUGCCCAUCCUCUAGGAGAACUUGAAGACCAACAAUUAGGAAUAGAUGAUGAGGAGCCGGGUCCAGCCUUUCCACUGCAAGGAUCUCAGGAUCCCAAUUUGGAAAACCUUUGGGGGCAUGAAUCUCCUGAGGUAGAUCAAGAGCUCGUUGACCUAUUAGUGAAAGAAACAGAAGCAAGAUUUCCAGAUGUAGCAAAUGGGUACAUUGAGGAAAUAAUUCAUAUGAAGAGUUAUUAUGAUUUGAAUGUACUUUGUAAUUUUCUUCUGGAAAAUCCAGAUUAUCCAAAGAGAGAAGAUAGAGUCAUUAUCAACCCCAAUAGCAGCCUGCUUGCCAGCCAAGAUGAGACCAAGUUGCCUAAAAUAGACUUUUUUGACUAUUCUAAAUUGGCUCCUCUUGACCAGCGCUGCUUCAUCCAAGCUGCUGACCUCCUGAUGGCCGACUUCAAAAUGCUCAGCAGUCAGGACAUCAAGUGGGCCCUGCAUGAGCUCAAAGGACACUAUGCAAUCACCCGAAAGGCCUUUUCUGAUGCCAUUAAAAAAUGGCAGGAGCUAUCACCAGAAACCAGUGGAAAAAGAAAAAAGAGAAAAGAAAUGAAUCAGUACUCUUACAUAGAUUUCAAAUUUGAACAAGGUGAUCUAAAAAUAGAAAAGAGGAUGUUCUUUCUGGAAAAUAAGCGGCGACACUGUAGGUCCUAUGACCGGCGUGCCCUCCUUCCAGCUGUGCAACAAGAGCAGGAGUUCUUUGAGCAGAAAAUCAAAGAGAUGGCAGAGCACGAAGACUUUUUGCUUGCCCUGCAGAUGAAUGAAGAACAGUAUCAAAAGGACGGCCAGCUGAUCGAGUGCCGGUGCUGCUAUGGGGAGUUUCCAUUUGAAGAGCUGACACAGUGUGCAGAUGCUCACUUGUUCUGCAAAGAGUGUCUCAUCAGAUACGCCCAAGAAGCAGUCUUUGGAUCUGGAAAGUCAGAGCUCAGCUGCAUGGAAGGCAGCUGUACAUGUUCAUUCCCAACCAGUGAACUGGAGAAGGUGCUUCCUCAGACCAUCCUGUGUAAAUACUAUGAGCGAAAAGCUGAAGAAGAAGUCGCUGCAGCCUAUGCUGAUGAGCUCGUCAGGUGCCCCUCCUGUAGCUUUCCUGCUCUGUUGGACAGUGGUGUGAAGAGGUUCAGUUGUCCCAAUCCUCGCUGCCGAAAGGAAACCUGUAGGAAGUGUCAGGGACUCUGGAAAGAGCACAAUGGCCUCACCUGUGAAGAGCUGGCUGAAAAAGAUGAUAUCAAGUACCGAACCUCUAUUGAAGAAAAAAUGACUGCUGCACGCAUUAGAAAAUGCCACAAGUGUGGGACCGGCCUCAUCAAAUCUGAAGGCUGCAACCGCAUGUCUUGCCGUUGCGGUGCCCAGAUGUGCUACCUCUGUCGAGUAUCUAUCAAUGGAUAUGACCAUUUCUGCCAGCAUCCUCGCUCACCGGGAGCCCCUUGCCAGGAGUGUUCAAGGUGCUCUCUCUGGACCGACCCUACUGAAGAUGACGAGAAGUUAAUUGAGGAAAUCCAGAAGGAGGCCGAAGAGGAGCAGAAAAGAAAGAAUGGAGGCAAGGGCUUCCCUGGCAAAACACCUUCAAACGCAUCGGGCCCCCCUUGGAGAAGCCUCCAGAGAAAGUCCAGAGGAUCGAGGCCCUGCCAAGGCCUGUCCCACAGAAUCUGCCCCAGCCACAGAUCCCGCAGUAUGCCUUUGUCCACCCGCCCUUCCCGCUGCCGCCAGUGCGGCCCAUAUUCAACAACUUCCCCCUCAACAUGGGCCCCAUCCCUGCACCUUAUGUACCCCCUCUGCCCAAUGUGCGCCUCAACUACGACUUUGCCCCUGUCCAUGUGCCAUUGGAGCACAACCUGCCUAUGCACUUUGGACCCCAACCGCGACAUCGCUUCUGAUGGGCCUGGAGCCUCGCCCCACUCAGGCCCAGGAGCCACCUGGGGGGCGGCGAUGGACAGACACCCUCUUUGCCCUGGGGCCGAUGACUCUGCCCAUGCCUUCUAAGUGGGGGUGAUGGAUUUGGCUCUCCAAGAGGCUGGCUGGCUUCUUGCUCCUUCGCAGGAAGGGCUCCUGCCCCUUGAAGAGUGGCCAGCAGGGCCCCUAAGGAAUGAGUCUGGUGCGCACUAGGCCACAGACGGGGACAGCAAAACCCUCUUCCUGGAGAAUUCUGCCAUCCUAGCAGCCAGGGCAGUGGACCUGGCCACAAGGUGGCCUGUCUGCUCAGUCACUCAGAUCCCUGCAGAAGGAGACAUGGGAGUAAUUUGUCUCUGCCCUGUCCCCCAACUUUCCCCCAGCCCAGCAGACAAGUCUCUCAGUGAAAAACCACAUAGGCCUUUUCCAGCAGUCGGAUCCCUGAUAAAGCUGAGUAAUAGUAGUGUAAUUUGGAGAGACCUGAGGGGUCUGAGCCAUGUAGCAAAGGCAGGGUCUUCCGCCAGCCCACACACUGAGGCCUGCCCACAGUGGGGUGUACCCGGCUGCCAAGUCCACAAGCCUGGGAGCACCACUCAGGGUGGGGAAGCUGCAGACAGUGUCCUCCAAGUCCACAACCCCAGGCAGCCACCUUGAUGACUGUCCAAGGUGGGUCUCUCUUCUUCCAUCUUAGCCCACUCAGAUGAGACCACAGAGACAGCCAUCUUCUGCUGUGGGUCUGUUAGUAAUUAAGAAAGGUUUGCAGUUUACUCACUUUGAACUUACUCAGUGUUUUCUGGCAUAUUAGGGUUUCUCUCACUCAGUGUCUGAAAAGUCAAAUCUGUUACCCCAUGCUAGGCAGCUGAUGAGGGCAGGAUGGUCCUGAAACUUUUGCUAAACAAAAGAUCUUAUGACAUAGCUGUGACAGGGCUGAUGGCUCCCCUGGUGCAGCCCAGUUGUUGGGGAGCCUUCUCUGCCACAAGCGGGUUUGGUGGGAGCAAUGGGCUUCCUUCCCCUGGGUGACCCAGAUUGUGCCCAGCACACAGCCAGGGACCUGCCCUUCCCUGAGGUCAGGGGAGUCUCACUCUGGGUCUUCACGGGAGUCCCUGCUGUAUCCCAUUUGCAUUUUCUUGUGCAGCCCUGGCCAGGUGUUUGAGCUGCCUGAGGCUGUGCCCCACCCCAGCCCCCUCCUCUGUGGUACCUCAUGCUCCAGCCCAUGUACAGGGCAGAGGCCUCAACUGGAAAUGAGCGUGCCUGCCUCCCCAUGUUGGUCUCUGUCCUGUUGCUAUAUCUGGUGGCUAUGGGGUUCCCAGAAGUUAAGAGCACACAUACAGACCCCAGAGAGGAGGGCAAGCCUACUGGUUGGCCCCCAGCACUGCAGGAGGGCUGCACCACGAGGCCUGCCUGCCGUGUGGGCACCAUGCCCCUGGGGCCGAGCACUCCCAAGCGAGGUCACCCGCUGCCCUUGGCUUUUGAUGUAUCUCAAGGAUUCAGAUUGAGGGGUUGAGGGCAGGACCUUUUUCUUGCUGCCUUCCCUCCAGGUGAUGCUUUCCAGACCAGUGGUCACCUGGGCAUGGGGUCAGGUGUGUGAGGAGAGGCUUCUCCUUGUCCAGCUGCCUGCCCUUUGCUACUGCCUGAACUGCAGCCCCUGGGGAGAGCCCUGCCCCAGGCACAGUGAUGGGCUUUCUGUAAGUACCUUAAGAGCAUGUACCAUGUGCUUCCCCAAGGGUACUUGAGAACAGUGAGCCACCAUAUAGGGAGGGUGACCACAGGCACUGUCACCCUGCCCUGCUGGACAGCCCCCAGGACGAACCAGAACCUCCCAGGCCUCCUGAGCCAAUUCAUCAUCCAAGAAAAGAACAAACGGGCCCCACCACUGCCCUGCAGCCCAGAGUACAUGGCUCCAUAGCAGGCCUGGGUGAGCUCUAAGGACAGACCCAGGUAGGUGGAUCACCCCUGACACAUGUCCAGCGAAUCCUCUAGAACCUGGCUUGUGAAGUCCCCCUCUUAGGAGGGAGGAGACAAGAGUAAUAGUUCCCUCAAGGCCAAGCCAAGGACUUGCUUUGAAAAGAACUACAGCCAUUUCUAGCCACACAGCUGUUAGGGAACCCCUCUUGCCUUUCUGAACUGAGGGCACCUGAUUGCUAAUGUUACUUCUUGAGCCUGACUGUGGGGCUGCUCACUGUUUGGGGGCAGGGCAUAGCUGUGAGUUCUGACCCUAGCACAAGUCCCCACGUUUCUGUGAGGUGAUCGUCUAGGCACCUGUGUCCCAGAAGCAGGCCCUUGGGCUCCUCAAGAGGCAGUCUGCACUGGUGGGGUUGGUGGGAAGGGAGCCAUAACCAUCUGAGCAACUAGCAAGUGGUUGAGGUGAGAAUGACGGUAUCAGCCCCUGUCUGGGGGACAAAGGAGUCCCCAAGGCAGCCUGGCACCUUCCCCUCUCUGGGCUGCAGUGCUUGCUUCCCAGAUCAGAGACUGCCCAGCAUCAGUCUGUUUUACUUGCCUUAAAACUGGAGAGAGAAAUCUAGUAUUUGCACUUAGCAGAUUUAAAAAUUUUUUUAAAUUGCAUGAUCUGUCACUUUGUAUAAAAAUAGCAAAGAUGAUUAGUUUAUUAAAUUUUUUCUUUGCCUUCUGGUAGUAAAAAUAUAUAAAAUAACUCUGUUUAAACUACUGUGUGUAAAAAGCCUGUAUCAUAUGUAACUUGGACUUUUUGUAAAUAAAUGUUUGUGUACUCUG